Messenger RNA from Danaus plexippus (monarch butterfly), 2378 nucleotides. Its product is annotated as rab11 family-interacting protein 4. The record is from RefSeq and is a predicted model, not a curated record. The transcript has 13 exons. Bases 13 to 1629 code for a protein of 538 amino acids. NCBI's taxonomy places the organism in Eukaryota, Metazoa, Arthropoda, Insecta, Lepidoptera, Nymphalidae. Gene Ontology annotation, cellular component: cleavage furrow; endocytic vesicle; midbody. Gene Ontology annotation, biological process: endocytic recycling; regulation of cytokinesis.
UCUCCCCCCCACAUGUCUCCGUCUCUCUCUUACAACACAUUCAGUCACUGCACAGUCAACGUGCGACACAGGUGUGUUGUUAGUGGUAAACAAACUUGUUUGUACACAAAGUGUAUAAUACACAUACAUAGGUGGUUCAGUGAAAAUAGAUAUAAAACGUGCCUGUGUUUGUUAUCAGUUCACUUGUGUGUGUCGGAGGCUUUCUUAUUUGUGCUGGCAAUUAGCCGUCAAGAGUUAAAGGUGCCUGAGGUCAUGAUGGCGCCCAGUGUGUUCCAGAGAACCAAAUCGCCGCGGUCCUCGCCAGGGAAUAUACCUAGGAAACUACAGAACGGUACAGCAUCGGUUCAGUCGACCGCGGACUCUAGCCCCGGGAACUCGAUCUCCGACGCUGAGAACUAUGAAUGUUAUGGUGAAGCUGAUGGGGAAGCCGCGCCCGCUGCCACGUUGGAAAACGGCCACAGGAGUCCCGGGAAUCAAUUGAACAGACAUUCAUGGACCAGGACCAGUCUAAGACGGACCCCACCAAGUCACCAAGAGAAUCUGCCGCAUCGAAGGUGGGGUUCGAUGAGACAUUCCGGAAAACGUCAAAUAGGCUCCAAUGUCUUAGCCAGCCAAUUGUAUCGGUCGUCGUCCUUCAACUCGUCUGGCUGCGGGUCGGGGGGCGAGCCGGCGGACGAUAUGUACUCCGAUGUAUCGCUGGAGGAAGAUGUACAAGGACUUAAUUAUAAGCUUCAACGUUUGCAACAGCAAGUGACGUCACUAGCGGACACCCAGAGCACAGCAGACGAGAGGUACGCCAGAGCUAAAGCAGAAAACGCCGUACUACAAUCCAGAGUACACAUGCUGGACGAACAGAUAAGAGAGAUCGAAUGCAGAUGCGAGGAACGUAUAUCAGAGGAGCAGCGUCGUUGUAGAGAAGCCAUCUCACGUGUGGAGAGGGACAGGGAAGCUCAACUCGCGGCCCUCACCGACAGACUGGCGGCCGCGGAGGCUGAAGCAUCACACCUUAAACAAGAGGUGGGUCGUUUACGUGGUGUAGCUGAAACUCUCCGUGCUAACUCCGAGACCAGUGCUCGUGUGGCUCGAGAGGCUCAAGAGGCUUCGAGCGAAUUGGCGGCACAGUUGAGUGCGGCGAGAGAGGCUGAGAGGAAGGAGAGAGAUGCUGCGGAGAUCGCGAGAGGACAACUGGCGAGGCUCAAGGAAGAGUUGGAGGACAUGAGGGACGUGGCUCCUCCACCCCCCGACCCGAGGCUUCAGGAACUCACCAUGGAACUAGAGUUACUACGGACUCAGAACAAAUCCUUAACUGAAACCCAGGAGGAGCUUCAGGCACAGAUCCUCACGCGUGGUGUUGAAGAAGGCAGAAGUUUGUUGGACGGAGUCAGUGGACCCUUAGUAGCGACUAACUCGCUGGCUCACGAACUGUCACAGAUGUCGGACCACGAGCUCGUUGGUAGCAAACACACAGACAGCGUAGAGCUGGAAAAGUUGCAGAAAGCCUUAAAAGAGCAACAAGAUGUAAACGUCCAAUUGAGAAAUUAUAUAGAUGGAAUUCUGUUAUCGAUCGUCGAAAACUACCCUCAACUGCUGGAGGUGAAAUAUCAACAGAAACCGGAAAUGAAGUCAUAACACCGAUUAAAUUUAUUUUAGACAAAUAUUACAAUAGAAAAUCCUGUAUUAAUAAAUAUUAGCUGAUAUAUGAAAAGAUCAGGAUCCAUUUGUUAUAAACAGUAGUGACAAACUCAUCUCUGGAUUAAAUUAUAUUUUUAAUAAUAUUUAAUUCUAAAUUAUUCCCUAUUAACAAUGUGCUCUGUGUAACUUAUUGUUCUCUUACUCUCAAUAUAUUUUCUCAACUAAUAAUGGAUUUUAUGAUAAAAUUUUGUGAUAAUUAAAAAAAUAUAUAUAUCAAAUAAUAUCCCACUCCACGGUUAUAUCAUUCGAAUAUUCCUUGUAACUGUAAAUAAUGUAUAGAUUAUCUCUAGCUGUAGUAUCGGAAUGUUAACGCUCCAGUUAAAAUAUAUAGUUAAACAGAUCUGGGGUUAGAUUCAGCCGUUUCCAAGGCAUGACCGUCCAACAGCUUGUACAUUUUAUGCUAAGACUGGAUUUAUUGGACACGAACGGUGCAACAAUGUGUUCCAAGAUUAUAUAUACACUAAUAUUAUUUAUAAAGCCAUUAAACAUAUUCGUGUUUAUUAAUAAUAUUUUUAAUAUAAAUAGCAUAGUACCUAUAAUUAAUAUAUGUUACUAUUUUUACAAUGAGAUAUUGGAUAGUGUAGUUGAGUAUGUCUGUGUACAUUUUGAUAACACAAUUAAUAUGAAGUAUGGUAUACAUGUUAUAAUUAUAGAAAAUGAAUUAAAUGAAACAAUAAUAAUAUUGC